CAUUUUUGUAUGAACUCUUCAUUGUGGCAGACAUGAAAUGUUUUGAAAGGGAUUGAACUUUGAAGAUUUUCCGUAGGGUUUUUAUUUUAUUUAAAUUAAAUUAAAUCCUAGGGCAUCGAUAAUCGUCCGAAAGGGAAUCGAACUUGAAAAGGGGGGGUUCGAUAAUCCGACAUAACCUCGUCUUUUUAUUGCUUGUUGAUUAGGAGUGUAACUGGUCGUUCUCUGUGGCUGUGGGCCAUUUCAUAGCCCGUAGGCCAAUUGUCUCCUCCAGAUCGUCGGAUGCCGAGAACGUCUUUGUAGCCGCGCCUGCUGGGAAAACGGGCGAGGCCGAAUUUCAACCAGUCUGGCUGACAUGCUCGGGCCGUUUCGCUUCCUUCAGCCUCAAGACGGAUUUCAUCCUCCGCUCCUCUUCCGCCCGUUCAGACGUCAGAUGUGAAACUUGAUUCCAGUCUCGGGAGUUUUUUUCUUUCUUAAUCGCUGUUCGUCCGAGCCGGCCGCCCCGUAAAAAUAAAGGCGUUUUUCUUCUUCUUCCCCUCGGAUAAUUCGCAUUUUCAAUCCACUGGCGGAUAAUUCACAUUUGCAAAAAUGCCUGCCACCCCGUUCUCCCUUUAUGACAUGACAGUGGCGACCGUUUGCGAUUUUUACAAGUAUUUUAAACAGGAUCUACGCUUGAUCCCCGAAACGGUCCUCUUCGACAUUUGCAUUACGUUGUAUAAACAAGGAAGAAUUUACACUCUCUGCAUCGAAUUACGAGACCUGACCACCUUCUCCAAAAUGUUGAAGCUGACCAAAAACAGGGUUAUGCUCAUCAAAUGUUUUCAGGCUUUGAUGGAGCAUGAAACAGGGAUUGCAAAAGGUUUGAUCGGAAGUUACAAGUUGAGAUGUGAAUAUUUCAAACUUGAAGAUUCGAACGAAAAUGUAGCAUUCUCUAUUAUAGACCAGGGGCUUAAAUUGGGUGGCUUUUUAAGCGAUGCCAGCUGGUAUCACGAAAGUUGUGAAGUUCUAGAAGCGUGCCAAGAGGUUUGCCUUGCUGUUCCUGAGAAUCCGUCCUCUUUAAUGAGAAGUCUAGAUUGUUGUCAUAAGCUUCUCCAUGCACAAAUCAUCUACUCUUUGUGUGACAAGGCGACCAAGACUAAACUUCUAGCAGAAGAAAUAAUUUCAAAAUUGAAACGCACAAAUGAGAAAAUGUGCCUAGCUGGAAUUUACACUCAAUUUUCUAUUUACUCGUUCAGUAUGAGUCUGUUUGAUGAGGCUUACAUGUGGAGUGUUAGAUCUAUACAAGAACUCAAUCAUAAUUCUAACUCGAGGAUGGUGGUGGAAGCUCUUUCACAAGCUGCAAAGUCCUGCGUAGUCAAAAGAAGAAUAAGUAAGGCAGAAAGCCUUAUUAGAAUGGCGGUUUAUUUUGCUGCCAAAGUUUUCGGAAAGGAACAUCCCAAAUACGCAGAGACGCUUUUAGAUUAUGGUUUUUAUUUACUCAACUCAGAUGCAAUGAAAGACAGCGUAACGGUUUAUGAGAAAGCGUUAAGUUUAAAGGAGGAAAUAUUUGGACCUCGUAAUCUUCAAGUAGCGAUAGCCCAUGAAGAACUUGCUUAUGCGCUAUAUGUCCAUGAAUACUGUUCAGGCAAUUUUAAUUCUGCAAAGUAUCAUGCAGAUCAAUCAAUUGCACUGAUGACAGCACUUUUACCACCAAAUCAUUUAAUGAUCGCUUCUGCAAUAAGAGUGAAAGCACUUAUCCUUGAAGAAAUUGCUUUAAGUAAUAUCUCCACCAUGCCUGGCACACAUAAGCUUUUAUGCGAAGCUGAAAAACUUCAUAAGAAUGCGUUGCGUGUAUCACUUGCUUGUUUUGGAGAAAAUAACGUACAGACUGCAAAGCAUUAUGGCAAUCUUGGUCGUCUGUACCAAACGAUGAAAAAAUACAAGGAGGCAGAAGCAAUGCAUAUGAAAGCAAUUCAGCUCAAAGAGAAGCUUUUGGGCCAGGAUGAUUAUGAAGUCGGACUUAGCCUCGGACACUUGGCCAGUUUGUACAAUUACCACAUGAAGGAGCAUAGAAAAGCUGAGGCUCUUUAUAUCAGAUCGAUAAAUAUAAGCCUGAAAUUAUUCACUGAGAGCUAUUCUGGCUUAGAAUAUGAUUACAGAGGUCUACUGCAUGCUUACGACCAACUUGGCGAGCUGGACAAUGUUAUUAAUUAUUCGGAACUAAUAGACAGAUGGAAAAUGUUGAGGGAUGAACGCAACGAACGAGAAACCGCUCCUUUAGCCUUGAACGAUAUUCCUUGCACUUUGGAAUGCAUGAAAGCCAUUUUUUUAGAUGAUUCUACUACAAUGGAUGAGGAAAAUUGUUGAAAGCUUUUUUUUGAGCACUUAUUUGUUAAUCAACUAUUUUAUGAUAUAAGAAUCCAUUACUAACACCAAUCAAAUGUGACUAUUUCAUUACAUUUAAUUUUAUUGUUAUUUUUUUACUUGGAAAAGAUGGAUUGUAUAAUGUUAUUGUUUUAAAGGGAACUUUUCUUGUGCAAUAGAUCUGCCGCUCACAACUAGUCAAUUUGCCUUUAAUUAUAAUGUAUCGGACUGUAUUUUACUAGCAUCGUUUUAUUUGAAAAGGAUUUUUUUAAACUCUGAAAUUACAUUUUCUUAAUUCACUGUCACUUCAUUUAAAAUAUUUAAAAAAAAGCUUAAUUACAAACAAAAAUGUUGAGUGAUCGCACAUAUAACUUUGUAAAAUAUUAUAUGUAGAUAAUUUGUAUAAUCCCUGUGUACAUAAUAUAAAUUAAACGGGAUGAUAAUGGCUAAAGAAAAGAAAAAAAGCUUUUAUUUCUUAAGUAUUAUAUUUUUUUGAGACUGCUACAACAAAUCUGUUCCCUUACGGAGGUAACAAGAAUUUUUAUACUGAAUAAUUUUGUAUUUAAUUCUUUUGAUUUAUCCACAUUUUAUAAAUCGAUGUUUGUUAUACCUUAAAAUAACAUUUUGUAAUUAUAUUGUUAUUGUUUUGUAUGUAUAUCAUUUAAAAGUUGUAAGAAAA
This is a messenger RNA of Cimex lectularius (bed bug), 3019 nucleotides long. RefSeq names its product amyloid protein-binding protein 2 (gene Pat1). Gene Ontology annotation, biological process: intracellular protein transport. Lineage: Eukaryota; Metazoa; Arthropoda; Insecta; Hemiptera; Cimicidae. The coding region runs from base 586 to 2343 and encodes 585 amino acids. The transcript is spliced from 13 exons. The record is from RefSeq and is a predicted model, not a curated record. Gene Ontology annotation, molecular function: protein binding.